AUGGAGCAGCAGCAGCACUCACCUCCUUCGAGUCAGCAGGGGCCUAAUGGUGGAGCAGAGCGAGUUAAUGCGAGGGAAGAAGACGUGGAAGUAGAAUUAGUAGUUGAAGAUCCUAGAGAUGUAGCAACAGAGAAAGUGUAUCUACAAGGAAGAAAUGAUGGACGUACUAAUAGAGGGCCUCGAGGGCGGAAGAAUGCUAACGCUUUAUUAUCGCGUCAUGAAGGAGACGAAGACAUGGUGCCAUUGACUAUAUCUAAGAGGGGUGUAGCUUCUUUAUUAGCUGUGCUUCUUGCUCUGUUAUUAGCAAAAAGAGUUAUAAGCAUUGAAAAAAGAUUAUCAAAAGAAGAAGCAGCAAUGGAAGCAGAAACAGAACAGCUAGAGACAGCAACAACAGCAGGCGCUAAACUAAGAGAAGCGCAACAACGGGAGGAUCUGGCUGCAGAGACAGCUCGUCAAGAGUUAGAUGCAAUAGAGAAGCAAGACAGGCAGAAUGUUGCUUUAUUAAAGAUUUUAGAGGAAAAGAAGCAGGCUGCAGAGAAGGGCAAAGAGAGGGCUAAGCUUCCCAUCGACGAGCAGGUAGAUGAAGCAUUAAGAGCAGCAAGAGCAAGACUAACAGCAGCAUUGGACGCAAAGGCAGAUGCUGAGGCUUCUCUAGAAGCUAUAGGAGAAGUUGAAAACCUUACAGAAGAACAAGCACAGGUAUUACUGGCUAAUAUACAAGAUGAUAUAACAGAUGCAGAGAGAGUAGCAAAUAGACUAGAAGCAGGUCUAAGUAGAGGAAGAAAAGCAAAAACAGCAUUUGGUGUAGAACAAGCACUUAGAAAUAUGCUGGGUGCAAUGGAAAAAGAAAUGGAAGCUGUUGAAGACGAAGUUCAUGACUGGCAAGAAGAAAUAGAGCUUACGAGGGAGAAGCUUCUGCUAGAGACUACAGCAAUAGACGAAGAGCUGGAAGACCUAAAAGAAGUACAGACUGUAUUAGAAGAAAGAAGAGAUAACGUUGAACAAGCUUUGCAACAAUGUGCAGCAGAGAAAGCGGCUGUUAUGAAAGAAAUAGACGAGACAGAACAACAGCUCCAAGAUGGAGUUGAACUCCUCGUUAAGCUUCAGAAUUUGCCUAAAGUAUAUAAACGCAGAGAAGAAAUGCUGAAAAAAGCUGCAGAGCUUCAAGAACAACUCAAAGACGAGAUAGAAGAAUUAAUCGGGGUGACCUUAGGUAAAGGAUCAGCAGAAGGAGCAGCAAAGGAAGAAGGCAGCAGUACUUCUGACGGCUUGGGAGGUCUAUUCCCUGAAGAAGCGCAGCUUGUCAAGCUUAAGCAGCAGCUUGUAUAUUUAAAUAGACGAAAAGAAGAAACAGAAUUAGAGCUAGCAGCGCUGAGUGAUGAAAAAGAAAAGGCUCAAUUAGCUAAGGCAUUAGGAGCUCUUAUUGUUCAGCAAGCUGAUUAUGAGGUUGAUGCGUUUGUAGAUUUAGAGGAAGAAGAACCUACAGAUGGAGAUGCGACUCAGAAAGAACAAACAGAGGGUGAGGGCUCAACACAACAGGAACAGACGCAGCAAAAUGCUUCUACUCCUGCUCCUGACGACAAUGCUGCUCCUGCUGCUCCUGCUGCUGAUGAUGCAGCAGCAAAAGAAUCUUCUACAGCGAAGGGUGAUGGCGCCUCUGGUGCUGCUGCUGCUGAUGAUGUUGAUGUAGCAGUAAGAGCAGGGAAGAGUGAAGAGUCUGGGGAAAAAGAAGAACAAGAACAAGAAGAAGAAGAAGAAACUAUAAGUGAAGCGAUGCUAAAAGCUCAAGAAGACGUAGCUCUUGCUCGACAUAGAUUGCACGACGUAGCAGAAAAAAGGCGUAGACUUGAGCGAGACCUGUUAUUCAUAAAAGCACAAAUAGAUAAGACGGAGAAACAGAUAGAGUAUUACCAACGUCUUGUAGACAGGCUAAAGGGUUUCCUUGAAGACAGAGUAAAGCAUGCACCAGCCCAUGCUAUGGCAAGAACAGAAGCGAUGGAGAGCAAGAUUGGGAAUAUCGAGAAGGCCUUACGACGCCUGCAGAAGAAUGCGAAGAAAAUAUAUGACCAAGCAGCAAAAGCUCUUGCUUCAGCAACAGAUCUUGUUGCUGAACAACAGGAGCAGCAGCGUAUCUGCCAGGCUGCUGAUGAUGCAAUAUUAUUAGCACUAAGCGCUCUCUUUGAAGAAUUAAGCGAAAUGCGUCUAGCGGGGAGAUUAGCGACGGAUGAUCUCUUAUACUUGAGGGAGAAGGAGAUGCUUAUGGCCCCUACAGUAUUUGGCGUUUUGCUGCAACAAGCUGCUAUGGAAGGCCCCUCAUGUAAGGAACAGAAGGAAGUUGCGGAGGCCUGGGUAGAUAGAGUAGAAGCAGAAAGAGAAGAGCUUCGAGUGCAAUUACAGAGGUCUAUUGACUUUGAAGAACAACUUGAGGAGUGGCUUAUCGCAGUAGAAGAAGCAGCGACGGUGGAUCUACUGAACAUACGAACAGACGUCAUGAACGCCCUAAGCGCUCUAGCAAAGGAACGAGCUAAUAAGAAGUUUUGUGAGGCAAGAUUAAAGGCUAUAGAACAUCUAACCCAAGGAUAUAUAGAAUCUGCAGUUGAUAGUCUCUUUACUGAGGCACUCCGCGAACGAGGACGUAGAGAGGCAAUGUAUGGGCUAGAUAUGGAAGUUGCAGAGGGUAUACAUGAGGCUUCUAAAGAAGCUAUUUCUGAAGAAGCAAGUAGAUUAAGAGGAUUGUGCAAGAUGGCUGCUUCUCUUGAAGAAAAAUACUCUCCUUUACACGCGGUAGAGUUCCUACAGUCUCCAGGGAAACCCAGAAAAGUACGAAAGGUACCGUUUCCUGAAGGAAGCUCAAGAAGGUUUGCUGGUGAGCUUGUGGAUGAGAGACCUAAACCUACUUCAACUAAGAUAUUUAGCGAUGGAUCUACAGGAGAAACGCAUGAAGGAGUGCUGCAACUGGGAAGAAAAGGUAAAGGAAUUACUUCUAGUAAUGAGAAUACACAUACACCCGAAGCCUCCACUGAAACACGCGAAGAAGAAGACACACAAGAAGAAGUAAAAGAAGAUAAAGAAGGCGAAGAAGACAAAGAAGACAAAGAAGAGAACGCAAGCACAGAAGAAAGUGUAUAA
Molecule: messenger RNA, 3129 nt
Organism: Eimeria acervulina
Lineage: Eukaryota; Apicomplexa; Conoidasida; Eucoccidiorida; Eimeriidae
Exons: 1
Coding region: 1-3129 (1042 amino acids)
Source: RefSeq, a predicted model, not a curated record